AUGUCGCUGUGCCCAGCGGGUAGGUACAGUCUUGACAAAGUGCAGCUUUAUGCUGAUAUUAUUUCAACAGUUGAAUUUAAUUACUCUGGUGAUCUUCUUGCAACAGGAGACAAAGGUGGCAGAGUGGUUAUAUUUCAAAGGGAACAAGAGAACAAAAGCCGUCCUCAUUCUAGGGGAGAAUAUAAUGUUUACAGUACCUUUCAGAGUCACGAACCCGAGUUUGACUACUUGAAAAGUCUAGAAAUUGAGGAAAAAAUUAAUAAAAUUAGGUGGUUACCACAACAGAAUGCUGCUCACUUCCUGCUGUCUACAAAUGAUAAAACUAUUAAAUUAUGGAAAAUAAGUGAAAGGGAUAAAAGAGCCGAAGGUUAUAAUUUAAAAGAUGAAGAUGGAAGACUUAGGGAUCCUUUCCGAAUCACAGCACUACGGGUGCCAAUAUUGAAACCCAUGGACCUAAUGGUAGAAGCGAGUCCCAGAAGGAUAUUUGCAAAUGCACAUACUUAUCACAUAAACUCUAUUUCAGUAAAUAGUGAUCAUGAAACAUACCUUUCUGCAGAUGACCUAAGAAUUAACCUAUGGCAUUUAGAAAUCACAGAUAGAAGUUUUAAUAUUGUAGAUAUUAAGCCUGCUAACAUGGAGGAGCUGACAGAGGUGAUCACUGCCGCCGAGUUCCACCCUCACCACUGCAACGUGUUCGUCUACAGCAGCAGCAAAGGAACCAUCCGGCUCUGCGACAUGCGCUCCUCGGCGCUCUGCGAUCGGCACUCCAAAUUUUUUGAAGAACCUGAAGAUCCUAGCAGCAGAUCAUUUUUUUCAGAAAUAAUAUCAUCGAUAUCUGAUGUAAAAUUCAGUCACAGCGGUCGAUACAUGAUGACAAGAGACUACCUGUCUGUUAAAGUGUGGGAUCUCAAUAUGGAGAACAGGCCUGUAGAGACAUAUCAAGUUCAUGAGUAUCUUCGAAGCAAGCUUUGUUCCCUCUAUGAAAACGACUGCAUCUUCGACAAAUUCGAGUGCUGCUGGAACGGUUCCGAUAGUGCUAUCAUGACUGGAUCUUACAACAACUUCUUUAGAAUGUUUGACCGGAACACACGCCGGGAUAUCACUCUAGAAGCAUCCAGGGAGAGCAGCAAGCCUCGUGCCAUCUUAAAACCGCGCAAAGUGUGUACAGGUGGUAAGAGAAAGAAGGAUGAAAUAAGCGUUGACAGUCUGGACUUCAACAAGAAGAUUCUUCACACGGCAUGGCAUCCCAUGGAGAACAUCAUUGCUGUCGCUGCCACCAAUAACUUGUAUAUAUUCCAGGACAAAAUUAACUAAAGAGGACUUACUGAGGACAGAGUCGUCGUCUUGCAUAGUUCAGCUCAGUUGUUUAUCUGUAAAAGAGAAGGCCUUGUUGUCCUACCAGUGAAGAACAUUGCUGCACUUACUUCCCUCUAGGUAAAGGCGAGGGUCUGGCCUGGCUUUUGAGUUCCCGGUGUAGUUCUGCCGGCAGCGGGGGUAGGGAGCGUCAGCCGCAGUUUUCUGGGAGAAACCCUCUCGAGGCAGAACUGAUGGGCGGUGCUCAAUGAGGCCAAUACUCCAAACAAAUGUAUGUAUUGAAGUCUGAGCCUUCCUUUCCAGUUUAUAGACCAAAAAUUUAACACCCAAGAAGAAAAAUUGUCAUAAAAAUGUAAUUUCUCUCUCUCGCGCUCUUUCUCUGCUGUAAUAUUUGGGCCUUUCGAAACAUAUAUUGUGCUUAAUGCCUGUAAACAUUCCUCCUGGAAUUGGGUGUUUGGACCUUUGAGCACUUAGGUAGGUCUUGAGUUGGGUUCUUAGCCAGGUUUCCAUGAAUAUUUACUCACCAACUGUAUCUAUAACCGCACCUUCUGGUGUAAACCACUUAAUAAAAUAACAAACUAUAAAAAGUGUUUUUAAAUCUGAAGGUAUGUAUUCAGUCUUUUUAUUUUUUUAAUGCAUGUACUGAGAUGGUGCAAAAUAAUUCUGACGGGCAGAUUUGACAGUGUUUGCCCCCAGACGUUCAUUUUUGGCAGACUAAUACAAACCUUUUUGUGUAAUAUUUCGAGUUCUAAAUUUAGAGUUUCCAUGAAAUUGUCAUUUAGUUUAAGUUGCACUGGUUUUCUUGUGAAAUGCUAUCUGUGUACCAAGUGGGAGACCGAAAAGGUUGGUCAGACAUCCACAGCCUUAACAGAAAGUGACCACCUUGCACAGAAGGGAAAACAAAACACUGAACAACAGAUUUUCUUCUUUGAAGGUAAAAAUUCAGGUUUUCUGAUGCCUCUCAACGUUAGAUAGAGACAUACCUUACGUGCAUUAUGUUUUUUAACCUUUUUAGCAUUUGUCAUGAAGAUAGAGUUUAUUUUAAAUAUUUGGCAUAAUAUAUUGUAUUUCCCAUUGCAGUUCAAGCCAGCAAAAAAAAAAACCUGUCUUGCUCAUG
This is a messenger RNA of Tauraco erythrolophus (red-crested turaco), 2431 nucleotides long. The record is from RefSeq and is a predicted model, not a curated record. Lineage: Eukaryota; Metazoa; Chordata; Aves; Musophagiformes; Musophagidae.